AUUAACAUCAACACACCAACAAACCGGGUCCGAACCGGAGCAUCAGGGGCACCGAGACAUGACCACCACGCGUUCACCCAGCUAGCGUUCGGAGAUAAGGUUGUACUGGAUUUGACUGGAUGCUGCGGGACGUGGGGCGUCCUACUGCACUGGUUCAGGUCCUGACAUAAAGAAAAACGUGCAAACCCAAGGAACCGACCGCUUACAGAGGAGGAUUAUGGACUACGAACGACCCAACGUUGAAACGAUCAAGUGUGUCGUGGUUGGAGACAAUGCUGUGGGAAAAACACGGCUUAUCUGCGCCCGGGCCUGUAACACCACCCUGACCCAGUACCAACUACUGGCCACUCACGUCCCCACGGUCUGGGCUAUCGAUCAGUACAGGGUCUGUCAGGAGGUGUUGGAGCGCUCCAGAGAUGUGGUGGACGAUGUCAGCGUGUCCCUCAGGCUGUGGGACACCUUCGGAGACCAUCACAAGGACAGACGCUUCGCCUACGGCAGGUCUGAUGUGGUGGUUCUCUGCUUUUCCAUCGCCAAUCCCAACUCCCUUCAUCAUGUGAAGACCAUGUGGUACCUAGAGAUCAAACAUUUCUGCCCACGUACCCCUGUCAUUCUUGUAGGGUGUCAGCUCGAUCUACGCUACGCGGACUUGGAGGCCGUCAAUCGGGCCCGACGACCCUUAGCCAGGCCUAUAAAACCAGGAGAUAUUUUACCCCCGGAUCGAGGCCGGGAGGUAGCCAAAGAGCUGGGCAUACCCUAUUACGAGACGAGCGUCUUUGAUCAGUUUGGAAUUAAAGACAUCUUCGACAAUGCCAUCCGAGCCGCCCUUAUCUCCAGACGUCACCUCCAGUUCUGGAAGUCCCACCUGCGGAGGGUCCAGAAGCCUCUUCUGCAGGCGCCGUUCCUUCCCCCGAAAGCUCCUCCGCCGUUGAUCAAAAUCCUGGAGUGUCCGCCCAACAACAGGGACGGUCCCAGGCAGCUGCUGGAGACCCCGCUCUGCGCUGAUGUCAUGUUCGUUAUUCAGGAACAAUUAAACGUGUUCGCCCACAAGAUCUACCUGUCUACCUCGUCCUCCAAGUUCUACGACCUCUUCCAGCUGGACCUCUCCGAUUCCCGACGCGCAGAAGCGACGGAGCGUCACGGGCGAGACCACCUGAUGCGGACCCUCAGCCUGGACACGGACGAAGACGUGGUCGUGCUGCCCAACCUCUCGCCUUGCUCCUUACGUUCUUCCAAGAGCGACGGGACUCUGAAGACAAUGCGACGCAGUGGAAAGUACCACCACAGCAAGCUGUCCUUAACCUUUUGGAGCAAGGCCUUUCACAGCAUCCACAAAGAAACUGUGGUCAACCCAGUGACAGGGGCGCCGGCUCUCAUGACGGUGGUCAAGAUGGACCAGUCCAUCCACCUGGGAGCGUUCAGCGCAGUCCUGCGCUUCCUGUACACCGGGGAGCUGGACGAGAGGGAGAUGGACCUGAUGAAGAUUGCUCAGAUUGCUGAGAUCCUGGAGGUUUUCGACCUGCGAAUGAUGGUGGAAAACAUCACGAAUAAGGAAGCAUUCAUGAAUCAGGAGAUCACGAAAGCAUUCCACGUUAGAAAAGCAAACCGGAUUAAGGAGUGUCUGGCCAAGGACACUUUCACAGACGUGGUGUUCCGGUUGGAUGACGGCACCAUCAAUGCCCACAAACCUUUGCUGAUCUCUAGCUGCGACUGGAUGGCCGCCCUGUUUGGAGGCUCAUUCAUCGAGAGUGCAAACAGUGAGGUCUAUUUCCCCAACACCAGCAGGUCGUGUAUGCAGGCAGUGCUGGAGUAUCUGUACACCAAUCAGAUUUCACCCAUGGCCGAUCUGGACCCAAUGGAGUUAAUCGCUCUGGCGAACAGACUGUGCCUUCCCCGCCUCAUCGCCCUGACAGAGCAGUAUGCAGUGAGCGAGCUGGUGAAAGCCUAUCGCGACGGCCUCGACAUAGACGGCGAGGUCCUCAACUACCUGGAGCUCGCUCAGUUCCAUAAUGCUCACCAGCUCGCUGCUUGGUGCUUGCAUCACAUCUGCACUCAUUACAACAGCAUCUGUGCCAACUAUCGCAAAGAGAUCAAGUCCAAAUCGAUAGAGAACCAAAAGUACUUCGAGAAGUACCGCUGGCCUCCGGUCUGGUACCUGAAGGAGGAGGACCACUAUCAGCGGGUCAGAAAAGAGAGAGAGAAGGAGGACCUGAUCCUGAACAAGCACCACUCACGGCAUCACUGGUGCUUCUGGAGCAACUCCCCUGCAGUGGCCUGAGAGGGGCCGUAUCCGACAUGCUGACUGCUAGCGCAAUCUGUCUUAAUUUAAUCUGGAA
Messenger RNA from Trichomycterus rosablanca, 2336 nucleotides. RefSeq names its product Rho related BTB domain containing 1 (gene rhobtb1). Gene Ontology annotation, cellular component: cell projection; cytoplasmic vesicle; cytoskeleton. Gene Ontology annotation, molecular function: GTPase activity; protein kinase binding; GTP binding. The record is from RefSeq and is a predicted model, not a curated record. The coding region runs from base 218 to 2278 and encodes 686 amino acids. The transcript is spliced from 10 exons. NCBI's taxonomy places the organism in Eukaryota, Metazoa, Chordata, Actinopteri, Siluriformes, Trichomycteridae. Gene Ontology annotation, biological process: regulation of actin cytoskeleton organization; engulfment of apoptotic cell; establishment or maintenance of cell polarity.